AUGGACAGUGCUCUAGCUUCGCCAGAUGGCUCUGGUAAAAAACGAAACAGUGGACUUCAUUGGACUAUUGUUGCGACAGCUGGUGCCGGCUUACUCGCCAUAGGUGUGCCUCUGGUUUAUCUGCUACGACAGAGAGCAAGCCGGACACUUCUACGCGAGGCUCCGCCACGACGUACCGCUUCCCAAAGUACCACCCCUCUCAUCUCUGGGAAUACUUCUCGCAUCGCAGCGGCAGAAGCAGCGGCUAUGCCUUCAAGACCCAUUGUGCAGGAGACAGGCCAAAACGUGCCCGUGGACGAUUUCAAUGGUGCACUUCACUCCGCGAAAGCCUUUGGGCUAGCUACGCUCUUGGUGGCGGCCAGUGCUACUGCGACUGUCUACGGUGUCAAAACAUGGAUGGGUAUUGAAUCCACCGAGGAGUUUGCGCAUAGAAUGCGCGCUAUACUUCUUGCUAAGAUGCCUUCGUUGUCAGAACGAAUACACAGACUCGCCGACCCUGAGGACGACGAUGGUAGCCAAGUGCUCGACGCGCCGACAGUCUCGACAUGGAAUUGGCCAGACGCAGAGCAGCGUCUGAAGGCUGUAUUUGAGAAAGACGGGUUUGCCGCGUGGAUCAAAGCUGCUGGGCGCGAGCUGGAGGUGGAAGGGAGAUUGGAGCGUUCAAAACGUUUUGGAACCGAUCUGAAAGAUAAUUCCUCCAUCAGUAAUACAUCAUCGUAA
Pleurotus ostreatus (oyster mushroom) is the source of this 720-nucleotide messenger RNA. RefSeq lists its product as uncharacterized. Lineage: Eukaryota; Fungi; Basidiomycota; Agaricomycetes; Agaricales; Pleurotaceae. The record is from RefSeq and is a predicted model, not a curated record. The coding region runs from base 1 to 720 and encodes 239 amino acids. The transcript has 3 exons.